GCCCGCAACCAACUUAACAUUUCAAGAAUUUCUAUUUGGUUCAAGAAACCAAAAGGCAGGCGAAACGUUUAACGAGUGGCUAACAGAACUGCGUGUGUUAGCGAAGAACUGUGAAUUUGGGAAUCUUGAAGACCGCAUGUUGCGCAGCCGAAUCAUUUUGGGCACAACGGAUAAGAGCCUGCAGCAAAGGCUGAUAGCCGAAAACCCGACGUACGAAAAGACUGUCGACAUAUGCCGUGGGCAUGAACAAGGCAAAGAGCAUUUUCGAGAGAUAAGUGGAGCAACAGGAUCCAGUGAAGGCACCUUUGUAAACGCAGUCGCAAGAGAAAAAAAUGUUUUGACAUGUGUCCAGCAAGAGGAAAAACCUGCCGAAAGUGCGGACGGCUGAACCAUUUCGCUAUAGUAUGCAGGUAGCCGCGGAACGUCAGCCAACAAAUGCGAGAGCUACGAGCAGAAGACACAGAUUUUUUUUUACAAACGUUGACUGUCGGUGCAAUAGCUACUGAUGACUGGAGCGCAACUGUGUACAUUGAGGGCCAUCCCAUCACAUGCAAGCUAGAUACUGGCGCCAACUGUUGUGUCAUUUCAAGAAGCGAUGUUGCAAAACUGCCAGAUAAACGUCAGCAAGCUUGCAAUGUUAAGCUCACAGCAUUUUUUGGGCACACAACAGCCGCGCAUGCGCAAGUUCACUUGACACUUUCGGCCAAUGCCAGAACCAAAGAACAAAUGUUUUUUAUUGUCGAAGAAGACGUCCCUGCCACUUUGAGUGGUGCAGCAGCUGAAAGUCUUGGCUUCAUCUACCGUAUGCGAGACAUACAGCAAGAACUCUACCCGCCAGUGCAACCUUUUGCAGACGUCUUCGAAGGACUCGGGCAGCUAAAAGACUUCGAGUACGACAUGAAGCUCAAGCCAGGCGCAGUGGGCGUCGUCGUUCCAGCGAGGAGAGUCCCCGUGGCUCUUCAGGACAAGGUCAAGGCCGAGCUGCAGCGCAUGGAAACCCAAGGCGUCAUAACAAAGCCUGAAGUCCGCUACCUCGGGCACAUUCUUAGCACUGAAGGCCUCCGCCUGGACCCAGGUCGAGUGAAGGACAUACUGGAAAUGGAAGAGCCAAAGAAUUCUUCGCAGCAGCGCCUGAGGGACCUUCGUGCGGCAACGAAUGACGAUCCUGCCCUGGUCAAGCUUCGAGGUUACGCCGAAACAAGCUGGCCUGAAAAGAGAGAGGUGCCCGAAAGUGUUCGUCAGUACUGGUCCUACAAAGAGGAACUGCACACACAGGAUGGUCUUGUUUUUCGCAGCAACAAGAGACUCAUGGGACGGCAGACCAGGACCCUAUUGCCUGUACCAACCAGCCACCUGGAACCAGAGGCAGUUCCAAGCAAAGCCGUUCACAGCAGGCUCCAGGAGAUCCGUCAAAGCCAGAAGGUGUAUUACAACCGUGGAACAAACGAUCUACCGCCCCUUUCUCCAGGCCAGCCAGUGUCCACAUACCCUCCAGCGAACGUGGUCGCCUGCGGUACUUCUAAGGCCAGCAAACACGCCCCGCCUGCUGAAGCCUGGCAGCCACAGUUCGACCCGCCUCUGCCACCGUUCCGGACAUACAACCUCGAGUCCUGGUUUGAGGAGUUCGCGGUGGCGUUGGAGCUUAACGGCAUCUGGCUGCAGGCAUUCAUGUUUGAGGUACUAGAGUACCACCUUCCGCGUGACCUCAAACGCAGCCUCACCUACUUCGCGUGGCGCCCUCGCCCUUACGAUGACCUGCGGGACGCCGUGCUCGAGUUUUACGGCAUCGCACCCGCCGCAGCAGCCACGAGCCGGCGGCACCCGCGGCAGCAGGCGAACCCGCAGCAGCAGACGAACCCGCACCAUGGCCAGUCGGAACUGUUCCCCAGCCGAUAA
Messenger RNA from Rhipicephalus sanguineus (brown dog tick), 1896 nucleotides. RefSeq lists its product as uncharacterized. The coding region runs from base 436 to 1896 and encodes 486 amino acids. The transcript has 7 exons. NCBI's taxonomy places the organism in Eukaryota, Metazoa, Arthropoda, Arachnida, Ixodida, Ixodidae. The record is from RefSeq and is a predicted model, not a curated record.